GACAGUCAGCUCCUGACAGAGGUGCAUUUUGAUGUGACUUACCAAACGCUCUUCUUCAACGCUGACAUCAACUGCGUCUUCCUUUCGGGUUCAGUUUGAUGUAUUUUUAGCUCCUCGGCCACUUUUUGGAAACUGUUAUCGUUUUUCUCCACUUUGACCGCGUGAAGUUUUUCAAACAAGGACAGCAAGGUUUCGCGAGCAGCAACUGGAGUCCUGGAAGAGGGGAGGAUUUUCCUAGAACCGGUUUCCUCGUCGGUUUGGUGGAGUUUGACUGCUGUCAUGUACAGUUAGUAGAAUAUCUACAUGUUUGACAGAAAGGUGAGAGUAACCUUAUGCUUCCCUUCAUCCUUGACGCUGGAUAUCUAUGGAGAGGGGGUCCUGUAUGCUCUCGCGCAGCUCUUGGAGUUACUUGUGGCCGAAGCAACACCGUGAGUGUUGAAUUUACCGACCUGGAUCGCAGAAGACGACUCAUUUAACCUCAUUUGAAUGCCUUUGCAAGGAGUUUGCUGGUUUCUGUGCUGCAGGCAGGGCUUCAGUUUGCUCGGACGGGACUAUGGGGAGAAAGAGGAGGAAGAGUCUUUUGAAUUGCGCAACAAGGAGGACUUGACUCCCAAUGGACGGAGUCCAGCUGAGGUGACUGUUUCUCAACCAACUCGCACAGCCAACGGAACAAACGGACACGCUGUCUCAGACGGCUCAGAGGAGAUGAAGAGUCUGAUCAUUGAGAAGAAUAAGAUGGGCCUGGAGGAAGAGUCUGAACUGCUGGUCAAAGGAUGGCUACUACGGGAGGUACGUGGCAACUGGAUCAAGCAGCGCCGGUACUGGUUUGUGCUGAGCCAGGACUCUCUUGACUACUACAGUGGAUCAGAAAAAGGAGCCCGCAGACUGGGAACACUGGUCCUCACCAAUCUAUGCUCUGUCAUCUGGCCAGACAAGCAGACAUACAAAGAGACGGGCCACUGGAGCAUUACAGUGUAUGGGAGGAAGCACUGCUACAGGUUGUACACUAAGCACUUCAACGAGGCGGUUCACUGGGCAUGUGCCAUCCAGAAAAUCAUCGACACCAAAGCACCAGUGGAAACACCAACACAGCUCCUGAUUCGAGACAUCGAGGAGAAUAAAUUCAACCCUGAGGUAGUGGAGCACAUCUACCAGCACAAUCCCAUCCUGAAGUACACCCAGGGUCCCCUCUAUGCUCCUCUGCUGCCCUUCCCCUAUGGCAGCCUGGAGCAUACAUACCACAGUGGGAAAGGGUACGGCUCAGUGCGGGAGGAGGCCGUGAAGCUCUUCAACUGCCUGCAGCAACUGGAGUCAGCACGAGAGCCUGUUCCCAUCAUCCAGGGCGUACUGCAAACCUGCUUGGACCUACGACCCCUCCGUGACGAGGUCUACUGCCAGCUAGUGAAGCAAACCAGCUACACACCUGCUCCGUACACUGCAGCUCACCUCCGCUACUGGCAGCUGCUGACCUGCAUGAGCUGCACCUUCCUACCUGGGCCCAUUGUGCUGAAGUACCUGCGGUUCCACCUCAAGAGGAUCCAAAGCCACAGUCCAGAGUCUGAGAUGGAUAACUAUGCAUCAUUCAUCAGCGAAGCUCUGGAGAAGACAAAGUGUCGAGAGUGCGUGCCAUCCUGGGAGGAGAUCCAGAUGCUGAUGAGCCGACAGGAGAUGCUGUGCACUGUGCACUAUCCUGGCUCCGGAUCCUGCCAACUCUUCAUCAGCUCACACACAACUGCCAAUGAGGUGGUCCGAAGGAUGCAGGAGAAGCUCUGCCUGCAAGACAGCAAAAACACGUUUGCACUGUACAAGCAGAAUGCACUGCGGGAGCAGCCGGUUGCAGGCAGCACUCUGAUCGCAGACAUCCUGACCAGCCUCUCCUCCAAAGAAUCCGAGUCUAAAUCCCAGUGGAAACUGUGCUUCAAGCUCUACUGCCUGUUGGACGCUGACAGCAUAUCAGUGGACAGCAUUGAGUAUCUCUUCCUCUUUGAGCAGUGUCAUGAGAUGGUGGUGCGAGGCCAGCUACCUGCUUGUGAAGAGGACCUGCAGGCUUUAGCCUCCCUGAGGCUUCAGUGUCUGAUGGGUGACUUCAGCACACAUACUCCAUGCCCACAACUGGAUGAGCUUUACCCGGGUCACAUGCUCGAAGCCCGAGUACUCAUGUCCCUGUCUGCAACCCAAGCCUUGCCAGCCUGUCAGGUAGCAGCGCAGAGCUGUCCUGCCACACAGCGCUUCCUGCAAGGAACGCUUUGGAGUCACACAGCUACGGCAGUCCACAAACAAAAGGUGGAGUUAGACAUGCGGCUGCGGAGCCGACUGAAGGAGGAGGCAGCGGCUGUCAUGGGGUCCAUCUUAGAGCGGUGGAAAAGUCUGUCUGGCUACAGCCGUAGGGACAGUAUGGCUGCCUACCUCACAAUUGCACGCCAGUGGUCAGGCUUUGGAUGCACUCUUUAUGAAGUGGACUUCUAUAUUAGUUCAACAGGGAGCUUUUCCCAGAAGCUGUGGUUGGGUGUAGCUGCAACAUCCGUUUCUCUGUAUCGGCAGGGAGAGGCAGAGGCCCUGGAGUCCUUCCCUUAUGGCCAGAUCUGUUCUUACGGGGUCUCUGAUAGCAACACUUUCAAGAUCACAGCUGGGGAUCGGGAUCUGCUGUUUGAAACUACCAAGCUGACUGAGAUCAUGCAGCUGAUGAAUGCGUACUUCAGUGCCAUCCGUCGACAGAGAGGCAAAGGGGAAGACGCUGACAUCACCAUGGCCUCCAUGCCGACACCCACCCUCCUUGAGCUGCCAUCGCACCCUGUCUGAGAAGGACCCCCCAACCCCUACACACUGUCCUCCUCCACUCCACUCCACGUGGCCCCCGUGAGGCCUUGCCCCCGGUCAUCAGGACACCACGCCCCCUCCGCUGGGAACGGCACGGCAGCCAAAACAAAGAAAAGGCUGUUUUCACUCCCCAUCCGUGAAAAUAAACUCUCGCCGAGCUUUCCAGCUGAAGGAGCUGGCCGCUGGAGGAGGGUAGGGGGGAAGGCAAGGGGGCUCUGUUUUGCGAGAGAAGCCAGAAAGCCACAGAAACCAAUGCGGUUGCUGAUGAGCUGUCACAUACCCUCCACACCAUCCUGUCACGCAACCACCUCCGUUAUCCGACACAGCAGCACCCCUUCAUCCCACCCCUACCUCACCCCACAUCCCCCAUGACAAUGUGAGACGUUUGCGUGAGCCAUGCUACAUCAGGGAGAGAUAGCAUCAUAAAAGUUAGGACUUAACAGGAACAAUAAGCUGUGGUACUCCCCUCGUGAAGGUAUGGCUUAGAGUGAAACACUAGUAUCUCUCUCUCUGUCAUUGUGCCAUAUUUGUUCUGCCUUAACUAGAAGGCAGCUGUCCCUCAUGCACUGCUGGAAUGGUGUUGAGAAUAUUCAAUGACACGCACAUACACGCUUUCUCACAUGCGCCUUUAUGCUGACAAGUUCACCAGAGACGGUCAGUUUUCAUAAGGUCCUGCCAGGCGAGCAUUACCUGGAACUGUUGAUGCAGUGAGCCAUGUGAACUUGGAACUUAAACCAGAUGUUGAACUGAGUAGCAAAGUCAGUCUGGCUGCCAUGUUCGAACAGACUCUUACCUAUGGGACUAUCAGUGCGCGUGUUUGUGUUGAUCAUUUCCUAGAUGACUCAUGAGCUAGUUUAGUUUCAUGUAAACCAAAGUACUCUGAAGAUUCAUCUUCCUCAUUUCCACCAAAUGCUCUCGUGUGUCCUUCGUUGUGCUGCUUGUCUUGGCUGUAAUCCUCGACACAAGAUUUUGGUUAACACUUGACUGACAAUUUUGACUUUUUUCAGUUACUAUCCUAAUGCAGCUCUUCUCUGAGGAAAAUAACAGGUGCUUUUCUUUUUGAUAUUGUUAUAUUUAGACUGUGUAUGUAUUAAAAAAUGCUUAGAGUACACAUAAAGCCCCAAAUCAGACAAGUGAAUCAUCUUAGCAGUCCCCUAUCUAUCCUUUUUAAUCAGACCAUGGAUGCUUUUGUAGAAUUAUUUAUGCAAACUGCCUUUUUUUUUUCUUUACUAUUCUUUAUGUCUUAAAUGCAGACACAGAGGUUUUUCUUGACAUAAGAUUCGCCAAAAAGCUUCUGGUUUUGCUCCUUUACGCUGUUCUGUAAAUCCUGUGUAGCUCCCUCUUUGUUUUCAGUGUCUGACUAUUCUUGUGAAGCCAAAGUAAUGCCAAGUCAUGGAUUUGAGCAUGGACCAAAGACAUUUUGUGUUUGUUUUUCCAAGCAAGCUUUCAUAAUAAGAAACUAUCCCAAAGCAGACAGAUCCCCCGAUUUGUAUUUGACUGUUUUCACAUUCUCUUAUUUUUGUUUUAACUUGAAUGUCACACGAAUAUGAAGACAUCCCGUUGUAUACAUAGUUCACGUUAUUUAAUGUAGUAAAAUGACCUUUUAGGAUUCUGAUAGGCUUGUAAAUAUCAUUUUAGAGUGCUGUCUGCUACACAACAUCAUGCAAUAACCAGCCUGAAGACUUAAUUCUUCUCACCAUGAAAGGCCUUGAUGAGUCGUUGCACAGUCAGCCCUGUCUCCUGCUCAGUCGCAGGGUUUUGCUUUUUCUACUGCAGCUGCAGGCAGCUCCAAGCUACAUGUAUAAAAAGAAAAAAAAAAUUCAAACUGCAGAUUUGGUUGCUUUGUAUUCAGCUUGUUUGUAUGCUGCAUGGUACCUUUUUAUGUAAUGUGUGUAUAGUUACUUGCACUAUUGUUCGUUUUUGACUAACUUGAAAGUGCAAUAAAGACUAUAAAUACUGUAUGUAAUUAAUAAAACAGCACCAUUUUACCGUA
This is a messenger RNA of Cheilinus undulatus (humphead wrasse), 4810 nucleotides long. It is a transcript of the gene plekhh3, whose product is annotated as pleckstrin homology, MyTH4 and FERM domain containing H3. The coding region runs from base 487 to 2799 and encodes 770 amino acids. The transcript is spliced from 13 exons. Gene Ontology annotation, cellular component: cytoskeleton. Lineage: Eukaryota; Metazoa; Chordata; Actinopteri; Labriformes; Labridae. The record is from RefSeq and is a predicted model, not a curated record.